AAUGGCCGAUAGCGAAGGAAUGGCCGUAGAGCGACUGGACAGGGGUGUUGUUUCGUUACCGGAAUUCUAUAGACUUGCUAAUUCACGUUAUAUUUCUGGAGCAGAGGAUAAUCACUUGCUUUUGGGAUCUUAUUCAGCUGGAGCAUCCUCUAUUCAAAUCGAGCCUGGAUCGAUCCAGUCAACUGAUUGUAUCCACUCGUUUCCAGAUUAUUCCAAAACAUUAUUAGAAACUCUGAAUUGGCAAAGAUCAUAUAAAUAUUACACGGAUAUUACAGUUCGUGUCCAGCAGUGUGAUUUUCCCGCUCAUAGAUGUAUACUUUUGACUUUGGGGAAAAAGAUGCAAUAUCUGGUUUUUAACAAUGUCGAUCAUGAAGGAAUCCUUGUACUGGACAAAUUGUCAGUAGUUGGAUUUAGAAAUAUUUUAGAGUUUGUUUAUACUGGCAUUUUAAGAUUUCAUGCUAGCACAGUUUCUGAAACAUUAAGUGCAGCUCAGUUUUUAGAAGUACAGGAUGUUGAAAGGAUAUGCUUAUCAAUUCUCAAAGCCCAAAUUCAAGAAAGUCUCUCUACGGCACCUGCUGAAUCUGGUUUGGCAGAACAACCAAGCGUUGUUGGUCAACCUAAUUCUGUCGACACAUCCUAUUUAGAGGAUUAUUUAAAGAUUUUAGAACAUUUUCAUCAUCCACCUCAUGAAUCCCGUUUUAGUAAUCAUGAAAACGCCUUAUCCACUGAUACUGACAUCACAACUGAUGCAGCAUGCGUUCCAAUCACUCCUCCUCAUUCUUCCGUCCACAUUCAACCGAUCUCACCCGUUCUACCAGACGAAAAUUUACCAAGAGACAUGUCUUCCGAUACAUACAAUAAAGAACCAACGAAUUUGUUGAUGAGUAUUAUACACGCCAACGAACAAAAUCAAGAAAAGUCUCCAAUGACUGAAACGUUAUCGCUUCCUUGUGUAGAUGAUGAAGAAUCUCCUGAUAGUUCCAAAUUGGAAGAUACUUUUCAACAUCUCAGUAAUUCUCUUCCGAAUGCUUCGUCCUCAUUAUCAUCUUUGUCAGAAACUGAUAAAACUCCACCAAAAUUUUCGGACUAUGAUGAAGAUAGCGGUGGGCGCCGUAAGAAAACUCGUCCUAUGAAAAUGAAAGGUGGUUUAUCGUGUUCAGCGGCCUUGCCUCCUCCAAAGAAAAGAAAGUUAACCAUGAUCAGUGACGUUGAAAAUGAUGAGCUCACUCAACAAAAAGAAGAAUCGAAAAUCGAGUCAACAUCGUCAAAGAAUAUUAGACAUACUUGUCAAGAAUGCGGAAGAAGCUUUUCAAAGGAUAUUAUUUUGCGAAAACAUAUGAAAUUACACGAAGAGACAUCAGUUACUUAUGCUUGCCACGUUUGUACAGCGAAAUUUUCCAGAUCAGCCGAGUUAACGAGGCAUUUAAGAACAGAACACUCAAAUGACAAUUGGAUUUGUAAGCUAUGCGAACCCCCAGAUAAUUUUGGCAAAGACGCAGGAGCAUAUCGUAUUCACAUGGAUAGAGAACAUUCAGUCAAAAAACCCUUUGCAUGCCAACACCCUGGAUGCUCUUUCAGAGCAAACAAACCAUCGACAUUAGACAAACAUACUGUAAUCCACACCUCAGAAAAAAGUUUUACGUGCUCCAAUUGUCAUGCCGCCUUCUCCCAGCCUAACGGUCUAAGAUCUCAUAUGAAAAGUUGUUUAGAUAAAAGGUCCUAUUUGUGCGAUUAUUGUGGCAAUGCUUUUAAUCAUUCGCAAAGUUUAAAAGUACACCGCCUCCUCCAUACUGGUGUUAAGCCUCAUACUUGUCAAGCGUGUGGUGCAAAAUUUGCGGAUAUCCGAAAUUUGAGACGACAUCGCCGGAUACAUGAUAAUACAUUUCCAUACUCAUGCCAAAUAUGCAAAAAGAAUUUUCGACAUUCAAAUAGCUUAAAGACUCAUAUGAAUACCCACUCUACUUUAACAAAUAACAAUAUUGCGUCAGCAAGUUUAAUAUCUUCUUAG
Molecule: messenger RNA, 2008 nt
Organism: Dimorphilus gyrociliatus
Lineage: Eukaryota; Metazoa; Annelida; Polychaeta; Dinophilidae
Source: the annotation of a GenBank genome assembly